Messenger RNA from Drosophila ficusphila, 1036 nucleotides. Its product is annotated as NFU1 iron-sulfur cluster scaffold homolog, mitochondrial. Gene Ontology annotation, cellular component: mitochondrion. Gene Ontology annotation, biological process: iron-sulfur cluster assembly. Bases 67 to 918 code for a protein of 283 amino acids. The transcript is spliced from 3 exons. The record is from RefSeq and is a predicted model, not a curated record. NCBI's taxonomy places the organism in Eukaryota, Metazoa, Arthropoda, Insecta, Diptera, Drosophilidae. Gene Ontology annotation, molecular function: iron ion binding; iron-sulfur cluster binding.
GCCAGACUGCUUGCUGACAGCUGAUUUUACAAUAGUAUUUCGUUAUCAAACGCAAAAGCGAACAGGAUGUCGAAAUUAUUGUCGCAAACGGCUCUAAAUACACUUAGAGCCAGGUGCCUUGGUUCGCUUCAGCUAGCGCGCAACUUUGGGGGUAUUGUCGCCACACGUAACAAUCCAGAACCGGCGCCGCUAAAACCAGGAUAUCAAAAUGGCCAAGGGCGAGGGCUCCUGCAGAUGCAGAUGCCGCUGGCGGCCAGAAGGAGCAUGUUCAUUCAGACGCAGGACACCCCGAAUCCGGACAGCCUAAAGUUCCUGCCCGGCGUGGAGGUUUUGGGAAAGGGCAACACCUACGACUUUCCCAACGGAACCACCGCGCACAUCAGUCCGUUGGCCAAAUUGCUCUUCCGCGUGGAGGGCGUGCGAGGCGUGUUCUUCGGCUCCGACUUCGUCACCAUCUCGAAGCAAGAGGGCGCCGAGUGGAGCCUGAUCAAGCCGGAGGUGUUCGCCGUCAUCAUGGACUUCUUCGCCAGCGGCUUGCCCGUCUUGCACGACGCCCAGCCGAACGCGGACACCGAGAUCCUUGAGGACGACGACGAUACGGUGAUGAUGAUAAAAGAGCUGCUGGACACCCGCAUCCGGCCCACCGUCCAGGAGGACGGCGGCGACAUAGUCUUCAUGGGCUACGAGGGCGGCGUUGUCAAGCUGAAGAUGCAGGGCUCCUGCUCCUCGUGCCCCAGCUCCAUCGUGACGCUGAAGAACGGCGUGCAGAACAUGCUGCAGUUCUACAUCCCGGAGGUGGAGUCCGUGGAGCAGGUCUUCGACGAUGCGGACCGGAUGAUCGACAGCGAGUUCGAGCGCUUCGAGAAGAACCUCAAGACGCUCAAGCAGCAGGAGCCGGCGGGCGGCGGUCCCAACUAGUGGGACCCACAGUGUUAUUCUAUCCUGUUUGCGUUGCUUAUUCUCUAGUGAAUCCGAUAGUUCUAUACCAAACGUACUUGUAGUUGAGUGUUUAAAUAAAUAUACGGCUUUAAGCACA